AUGGCGAAGCUGCGGGCCAAGGAGGGCUGCCCCUGGGACCGGGAGCAAACCUGGCAAUCCCUCCGCCGCUAUGUGCUUGAGGAAGCACACGAAUUGGUGGACGCCGUGGAUCGCGAGGAUCCGUCUGCCGUCCUCGAGGAGUGUGGCGACCUGCUGCUCGAGGUGGUCUUCAUGGCUCAGAUCGCCCAUGAGGAGGGCCGUUUCGGGAUGGCGGAGGUGGCCCGCGGGAUCACGCGCAAGUUGAUCCGCCGCCACCCCCACGUCUUCGGAGGGCAGGAGCGCGCCUCGAAUGCGGACGAAGCACUCGCGAGCUGGGAAGCGAUCAAGGCCUCUGAAAAGUCCAGACGCCCCGAUCCCCUGCCCCGGGAUCCCCUGCCCCGGGGUCUUCCGGCACUGUUGCUCGCGAUGAAGGCCAUCGAACGCACCGCGGCCUCCAGCCAGGGGGCCGGGCCGGACCAGAACUCCAUUCUCGCCGCACUCACGAAGAUGAAGGCCGCGCGGCGGGCCGAAGAUCGAGACGCAGCCGAAACCGCACUCGGCGACCUCCUGCUCGCGGUCGCGCGGGGAGCCCGGCAGGAUGGAUUGGAUCCCGAAUCGGCCCUCCGGAACGCGGUUCGCCGCAUGCCCUGA
This is a messenger RNA of Geodia barretti, 630 nucleotides long. NCBI's taxonomy places the organism in Eukaryota, Metazoa, Porifera, Demospongiae, Tetractinellida, Geodiidae. The record is from the annotation of a GenBank genome assembly.